Urocitellus parryii (Arctic ground squirrel) is the source of this 1866-nucleotide messenger RNA. RefSeq names its product family with sequence similarity 185 member A (gene Fam185a). The record is from RefSeq and is a predicted model, not a curated record. NCBI's taxonomy places the organism in Eukaryota, Metazoa, Chordata, Mammalia, Rodentia, Sciuridae.
UAGGAGUGUGCCUCUGAAAUUUGUAUUUACAGCUUUCAAAUUCCGGUUUACUAUUGCCCUGCCGAUAAAAUCUAAAUCGCCUAGUUAAGUGAAUGGGCUUGUUCUAGCUUCAGCAAAUCUUCCUUUUUGACUAGUAGGAGCUCCGUGCUUAAGUCGAUUGGCCCUGGCAAGGGACGCCGCGGGUGUGGUUGAGGUGUUCCUAGGGAGGGCGAGAGAGCGGCGAGUCAUGUUCGCCUCCAGCUCCGGCUGGGGACUUGGUUGCCUCACGCUUGGUCAGCUCCGAGUGUGGGCCGGUGCUAGGCUCUGGACCCUAAGGGCCUGCCAGGCCAGGCUGUACUGCUCAGCUGGUGGCGAGCGGCGGCUGGGAUCCGAACCCGAGGCCUCUCUGCCUGGCCCAGCGCGCCGGACUCUGAAGGAGUGGACGCUGCUGGUUAGCCCAUUUGGUCGGCUGCGGGUGCGGCUCCCUUGCCACCUGUCUGUGAGGCCCCUGGACCCCCUCACCUACCCCGAUGGCAACCGCCUGCUGGUCGCGGUGUGCGGCGUGGAGGGCGGAAUCCUGGGCCUGAAUGACCUGCAGGUGAAGUACGACGAGGCCCUGCAGGAGGUGGCCAUCCUGUCUGACACCGUGGACCCCCAGGCGUCGGUGGAGGUGAACGCACCCCUGAAGUUUGAUUUGAAUAUCAAGUCAUCGGGGUCUGGCUGUGUAAAAGUCCAAAAUAUUCAGUGUGAUAAUUGCAAAAUUGAAACUGAACAGGGAACCAGCAUCUUACAGUCUGUUAAGGGUCAAAAACUACAUGUUAAAACAAAAGGAGGCAGAGUGAUCUCUCUGGGAACAGUUUAUGGAAAUAUAGAUAUUCAUGCAUCAAAUAAAAGUACUGUGACCAUAGAUAAACUGCAGGGAAGUUCUGUUAAUAUAUCUACUGAAGAUGGUUUGCUGAAAGCCAAGUAUCUUUAUACAGAAUCAUCAUUUCUGUCUUCUGCUGCUGGGGAUAUUGCAUUAGGAAGUGUUCAUGGUAAUAUAAUAAUACAAAGUGAGACGGGUAACAUCACCAUAGACUCAUCCUCAGGAUGUCUAAGAGCCUCAACUCAUCAGGGUGCCAUCGAUGUCUAUGUCAGCCAGCUGGGGAAGGUGGAAUUGAAAUCUCACAAAGGUUCUGUUAUUGUGAAGGUACCAUCUUCUCUUCAAGCUCAUUUACAAUUAUCAGGGAAAGAAAUUGAUGUGAACCCAGAAAUCUGUGUUCAGGAAAUGGCUGAAGCUCAUAAGGAUGAUGGUGUAAUAAUUACUGGRCUCAUGAAUCAAGCAAGCAAACAUGAAAAAUGGAUUAAUGUUGCUGCCCCAAAAGGCACUAUAAGUUUUAGAAGUCAAAGCUGGUUUCAGUCCCUGAAACUGCAAGACUAAGAAUGGCUUGAUCUGUACUUGUGCUAUUAAAAUAAUGAUCAGCAAACUGUGACACAAAAAUGCAACUUCCACUGUUCGUAUAAAUGCUGAAAACAGUGGCAUUAGGAAUUAAUAGUGGUAAAUAGUUUGGGAUUGGGGGACUUUUCAAAAUACUUACUUAGCCACCAUAUUCAUUUUCUAUUGCUGUGUAACAAAUAACAGUAGGCUCCCCUUAUUCUCAAGGGAUAUGUUCCAAGACCCCACAAGCGGAUGCCAUGGACAGUACCAAAUUUUAUGUAUACCAUGUUAUUUCUUACAAAUACAUAUACAAAUUUAAUGCCUUUGUUAUCUUGAUUAAGCAUUUGUGCAUUAUAGCUCUAACUUGAGCAGUUUGAGUUGCAACAGCAAAACUAGCUUCUUUUUCCUUCUUCACCCUUUCACAGGUGAAACAUUUAUUCUUUUUCUUAAUAUAUUUUUAGUUGUAGGUG